Lindgomyces ingoldianus is the source of this 1194-nucleotide messenger RNA. RefSeq names its product glycoside hydrolase. NCBI's taxonomy places the organism in Eukaryota, Fungi, Ascomycota, Dothideomycetes, Pleosporales, Lindgomycetaceae. The transcript has 2 exons. The annotation marks the transcript as partial. The record is from RefSeq and is a predicted model, not a curated record. Gene Ontology annotation, molecular function: mannan endo-1,6-alpha-mannosidase activity. Gene Ontology annotation, biological process: carbohydrate catabolic process; fungal-type cell wall biogenesis.
GCGUUUGAUUUAGAUGUAAACAGUUCGGACUCAAUCAAAUCCACUGCAAAAUCUCUUGCGAGCGGUAUCGUUGCAGCCUACAACAGUCAGCCUAAAGGCUCCGCAAUUGGCAUUUUCGAUGAUCUGUACUACUGGUGGGAAGCCGGCGCUGUCUGGGGCGGGAUGAUCGAAUACUCCCAUCUCACCGGAGAUUCGCAGUACAAUGCGCUCGUAUCCACGGCGCUGUGGUCCCAAAUUGGCGACGAAGAACUCCGCGCAUAUAUGCCCCCGAACCAAACCAAAACGCUCGGCAACGACGACCAAAGUACCUGGGGCCUCGCGGCUUUGACCGCUGCCGAAGUCGGAUUCCAGAAACCGGAACAGGGCGAAUGGGUAGAUCUUGCGAAAAACGUUUUUGAUACCCAGGCCGUGCGCUGGGAUGAGAAGACUUGUGGUGGAGGCUUGCGGUGGCAGAUCUUCACCUUUAACAACGGGUAUAACUACAAGAAUAGUUUCAGCACGGGCAAUCUCUUCUUACUUUCUGCCCGGCUAGCACAGCUCACGGGGAAUAAAACGUAUUCUGAAUGGGCAGAUAAAUCGUUCAAGUGGAUGCAAGAUGUCGGCUUGAUAUCCGAUACAUAUCACGUUUUCGAUGGCACCGACUCUGCAACCAAUUGCUCGCAGAUUAACCAUAUUCAGUGGACAUAUGCACAUGGCGUCUGCACCGAAGGUGCUGCAGUCAUGUACAACCUAACGAACGGCGACGCCAAAUGGAAAGACGCCGUAACCGGAUUCGUGAAUGCAAGCACAGUCUUCCUGAACAAAGACACCUCUGUUCUUACUGAGGUGGCGUGUGAAACUAGCAGGAAAUGUGACAUUGACCAAAAGGCAUUCAAAGGCAUCGCUGUUCGCUCAUUCGCCCGCGCUGCACUCUCUGCGCCAUUCGCAUCAAAUUCACUCCGGAAAAUGCUCGAGACUUCCGCAAAGGGUGCGGCGAAAAGCUGUGGAGGUGGUGAUACAGAUGUCAAGUGUGAUCUCAAGUGGUAUGGAGAGGAUAGUAAUAUGACUAGUGUGAAGGACGGCGGGCUUGGAGAGGUGUUCGGCGCUUUAGAAGUUGUGCAGGCGCUGUUGUAUCCUCAGGCGGAGGCUGGGGCCAAGGGAAACUCAACAAAUCCCGCGGUUUCUGCAAGUGGAAGUCCGUCUGCAACGGGAGGG